AUGUUUUCCAACUUCAAGACAGCAUUUACAUCAACUCCCAAACCAGAAAGAGCACCCCGAGGUACCCAGAUCAGAGGAGACUACAAACGACUAAUUCCUUGCGUUCAAAAUGACAUAAAUGUAACCACUGCUCAGCUCGCUCAGUUUGAGAAUAAGUCAUUACUACGAAAAAUUAUCAACUUGAUGAAAAAGAAUCAUAAAGAACAAAUCGAACAUCUAAAGAAAGAAUGUGGUGGAACACCCAAAUACGACGCCAGACUAUUCGACUUACUUAAAACACAACUAUUUGAAUUGGGAAACUUAUUGGACAUUUUCAAAAACAAUUUUAUCCACUCACUCUAUGAUAAUCAUUUACUCGACUACAAAUUGCAAAAGCUAGAGUCAAGUUCUGCUUCAAAGCUUAGUUCAGUAUCUUCGGGGUCUUCCGUCUCAUUACUUUCAAUGAAUGAAGUCGAUGGUGAUGCGAUUGAUGACGCACCAGACUAUUUAUUAGAUCCGAUAUCUUUUGAGAUUUUGACUGACCCGGUAGUCACGCCAAGUGGGAUCACUUAUGAAAAGGAGGAAAUAUUGAAUCAUAUAAACAACAAAGGCAAGUACGAUCCUAUCAGUAAACAACCAUUGAGCAAGGAUCAGUUGUAUCCGAACUUGAUUAUAAAGGACACGGUUGAAGCAUAUAAAAUAGAGCACAGUAAAUAG
Molecule: messenger RNA, 696 nt
Organism: Lodderomyces parapsilosis
Lineage: Eukaryota; Fungi; Ascomycota; Pichiomycetes; Serinales; Debaryomycetaceae
Exons: 1
Coding region: 1-696 (231 amino acids)
Biological process (GO): protein quality control for misfolded or incompletely synthesized proteins; proteasome-mediated ubiquitin-dependent protein catabolic process; protein polyubiquitination
Cellular component (GO): cytoplasm
Molecular function (GO): protein-folding chaperone binding; ubiquitin protein ligase activity
Source: RefSeq, a predicted model, not a curated record